AACACCGCUCCACCCAGCAUGCCUACCGUCAACGUCGAUAAGCAAGCCCUCUUCAAGGCUCUCGAGAGAGACUAUACCUCAGAGGAGUUCAAUGAGCUUUGCUUCCGCUUUGGAAUUGAGCUUGAAGAAGAUACCUCCGAGAAGGAGAUGGCUGAACGUGGUGGUAAAAACGCCAGCGGAUUGUCUGACAGACCUUUGUUGAAGAUCGACAUUCCUGCCAACAGAUACGAUCUUUUGUGCCAGGAAGGUUUGGCGCGUGCUUUGCGCAUUUUCGAGGGUAAGCAAAAGGGCCCUGAGUACAAGCUCGUCAAGCCCGCCAAUGGCAAACUCGAACGUUUGAUUGUUAAGCCCGAGACUGCCCAGAUCCGCCCUUACGUCGUAGCUGCCAUUCUUCGUGAUGUUGCUUUCACCCAGGAGAACUAUAACAGUUUCAUUGAUCUCCAAGACAAGCUCCACAACAAUAUCUGUCGUAAGCGAUCCUUGGCUUCCAUGGGUACCCACGAUCUUGAUACCAUUAAGGGUCCUUUCACCUACGAGGCCCUUCCUCAUAAGGACAUCAAGUUUAUUCCUUUGAACAAGAAUGUUGUUAUGGACGGUGACCAGUUGAUGGAACACUACACCAAUGAUAAGCAUCUUGGCAAGUUCCUUGAUAUCAUUCGUGAAUCCCCUGUCUACCCCGUUGUUUUCGAUGCCAACCGCGUCGUUUGCUCUCUUCCCCCAAUCAUCAACUCUGAGCACUCCAAGAUCAAGUUGAGCACCAAGAACGUCUUUAUUGAAAUCACUGCAACUGAUGAGCACAAGGCCAACAUCGUCUUGAGCACUCUUGUUGCCAUGUUCUCCGAGUACUGUGCCAAGCCCUUUACUGUAGAGCCCGUUGAGAUUGUUUACCCCGACAACACUGUCAAGGUCACUCCUCUUAUUGAUCGUCGCCUUGCAACUGCCAAGAUUGAUUACAUCAACUCCUGCACUGACCUUUCGCUUUCGUCUGAUGAAAUCUGUGCUCUUUUGGGCAAGAUGUCUCUUGAGGCUUCUCUUAACCCCAAGGACAAGAACGAGUUGUUGGUCCAGGUUCCCCCUACCCGCUGGGAUAUUCUCCACGCUUGUGACAUUAUGGAAGAUGUUGCGAUCUCCUACGGUUAUGACAACCUCACCAAACGCAUGCCCAGUGUCAACACCGUUGCUUCUGCCCUUCCUGUCAACAAGCUUAGCGACCACGCUCGCAGAGAGUUAGCUCUUUCUGGCUUCACUGAAGUUGCUCCCCUCAUUUUGUGCUCUCACGAUGAGAACUUCAAGUUCCUUAACCGUGUCGACGACAACACCGAGGCAAUCAAACUUGCAAACCCCAAGACCAUCGAGUACCAGGUCGUCCGUACCUCUCUCUUGCCUGGUAUCCUCAAGACUCUCAACUCUAACAAGAAGCUUCCUCUUCCCAUCAAGCUCUUUGAGGUUUCUGAUGUCGGUUUCAAGGAUGAGACCAAGGAACGCAGAGCUAGAAACGAGAGACGCGUUUGUGCAACCUACACUUCCAAGGCCUCUGGUUUUGAGGUUAUCCACGGUCUUUUGAACCGUUUGAUGGAGAUGUUCAUGACCUCUCUUAUCAGCAAGUCCAGCACCAAGUUGGGCUAUUGGAUCGAGGAGUCUGAGAACCCUACCUACUUCCCCGGUCGUUCUGCUGAUAUUCAUCUCAGAUACGUGGACUCUGAAACAAACGAGCGCAAGGAAAUUGUGGUCGGUAGCUUCGGUGUUCUCCACCCCACUGUCUUGUCCAACUUUGAUUUGACUCACCCUACCACUGCUUUGGAGUUCAACUUGGAACCCUUUGUGUAAAAUAUAUAAAAAAGAAAAAAACUAAACCUAUAACAAAAAAAAAGAAGAGAGAAGGAAUUAAUGAAUUAAUGAAUUAAUUACAAAAUCCAAAUACAAAAACAAAGAAAAUAUUCGUAUAAUAAUUUUUUAUAAAUUC
Messenger RNA from Phycomyces blakesleeanus NRRL 1555(-), 1963 nucleotides. Its product is annotated as DNA-binding transcription regulator. Gene Ontology annotation, molecular function: phenylalanine-tRNA ligase activity; ATP binding; magnesium ion binding. Lineage: Eukaryota; Fungi; Mucoromycota; Mucoromycetes; Mucorales; Phycomycetaceae. The transcript is spliced from 10 exons. The record is from RefSeq and is a predicted model, not a curated record. Gene Ontology annotation, cellular component: phenylalanine-tRNA ligase complex; cytoplasm. The coding region runs from base 19 to 1827 and encodes 602 amino acids. Gene Ontology annotation, biological process: phenylalanyl-tRNA aminoacylation.